Molecule: messenger RNA, 531 nt
Organism: Apiotrichum porosum
Lineage: Eukaryota; Fungi; Basidiomycota; Tremellomycetes; Trichosporonales; Trichosporonaceae
Exons: 1
Coding region: 1-531 (176 amino acids)
Source: RefSeq, a predicted model, not a curated record
AUGGUUCGCCUCUCUGCUUUCCUCGCGGUCCUCGCCGCCGUUGCCGCCCCCGCCGUUGCCGUUCCCUACCCGCAGGACGCCGGCGCCGCCUAUGGUUCGGCUGCCGUCGCUGAUACGUCGGCCGCUGAUGCGACGGACGCUGCUGGUGCCGCUUCCACUGGUGGCACCGAUGCCGGCUACACGCCCACCGACGCCGGAUACUCUCCCACCGAUGCGCUCACCAACGGUACCGCCGUGGAGACGGGGUCGGCCGCGAACGGAACUGUCAUGGAGCCCACCUCGAUCGACUCGGGCGCGGUUCCCUCGUCCACCAAGAAGUGCAAGAGCAAGAGCAAGACCAAGACCUACACCCCCAUGGCUGGAGCUUCAACUGUGCCCGCCAAUGGCACGGACGCGGUGGCGGCAGAGACUGCGGCUGUCAAUGGCACAGACGCUGCGGUCACAGCUGCCAUCUCUGCUGCGACGGACGGCAUGGCAUCUGGGACAGACUCGUCAGCGGCAGCUGCAACCGACGCUGGCGCCGGUUAUUAA